Messenger RNA from Didymodactylos carnosus, 1194 nucleotides. The record is from the annotation of a GenBank genome assembly. Lineage: Eukaryota; Metazoa; Rotifera; Eurotatoria; Philodinida; Philodinidae.
AUGUCACUCUGUCUUCUCUUGUUCAGUGAGCAACAUGGACUUUGUGUUGAAAGUGGUCAGUUCUAUCCGAACAGCGUACAGUCACUAAUAAACGAUACAAAUAUUGAUUAUUUUGAAGCUGUUGAUGGAUCGCGUGCAGCUGAAGCAAUAGUUGAUUCAAUAUUAAUUAAUGGACGUGGAAUAUAUUUUGAUCGUUUAGCAAAUUAUUCUUCAACGACACCAUUAGAAAGAUUAAGUGUAAGUGUAAAUCAAACAUAUCGUUUACGUUUGAUUAAUGGUGGUAGUGUAUUCUCAUUACGGUUUUCAAUUGAUAUGCAUUCAUUAGAAGUUAUUGAAUCAGAUGGUUUACCAUUUGAACAAUCAAUAGUUGUUGAUCAAAUCAUAGUAGGACUCGGUGAACGAUUCGAUCUUCUCAUAAAUACCACGAAUAUCAACCCUAAUAGCAAUUAUAUGAUUCGCGUAGAUACUUUAGACAAAAAUAAUAAUCCUCGAUGGCAUGGUCGUGCUAUUCUUGAAUACAGCAACAACAAUAUUGACGUUGAGCAAGAAGAAUCAUUCAUCAGCAAAAAUUGUUCGAAACAAUAUCCAUGUCGAAUACUAAAUUGUCCAUUCACUCAAUAUGGUUCAGAUAAAGAUUCAUUUAUAUGCUUAACAUAUUCAAAUAUGACAACAAGUUCAAUUCAUAUUGAUAAAAACUUAGUGCAACUAGAAACAACAAAUAUAACUCUGCGUAAAACUAUAUCACUGACACACGUUGAACCAUCAUUAUCAACACAGAUGAGUGGUUAUGAAGCAAUCAAUUGGAUUGGAAUGAAAUUACCAAUACUUACACAACCGAUUUUAUUUGAUCCAAUUGAAGCUAGAAACCAGUUUACAUGUACAAAUACUUUGUUAUUAAGUGAAACAAAUGGUGAAAAAUGCUACCAUCAUGUGGUACUAAAAUUAAACGAUACAAUUGAGUUUUUGGUAAUUAAUCAUGAUGAUGAUCAACAUCCAAUGCAUCUACAUGGACAUUAUUUUCAUGUUGUUGAACAAGGGCUAGCUGAAUUAAAUGAAACAAGCGGUAUCUAUGUAAGUAAUAAUCCUAAUGUUGAAUGUGAUGAGCAUGCACAAUGCCAGUAUAAAGCAAAUAUUUCGACAAAUAAUAACGUUCUGUUGGUAAAAGACACCGUUCAAGUGGCUAAAGGAGGGUAA